AUGUUCAAAGCGAAGCGUGUCUGUGUGAUCGGUGCAGGUCCCAGUGGUAUGUCAGUUCUGUUUCACUUUAAUAAACUGAGAAAACAAGGCAAAGAAAUCCCCGAAAUUGUGUGCUACGACAAGCAGUCGGACUGGGGAGGUCUCUGGAAAUACUCCUGGGAAACUGGUAAGUAGUCCUCAAUGCGCUUUUACACACUCUUUUAACAACGUUUAAAUGGGAGGACUUUCUAGAUAUAAUUCAUGUUUCUCAAUACGUCGAACAACACGAUACCCAAAUUUCAGAGCCCGUGUUUCCAUUCCAAUGAUCUUCUGUUGUCUUUCUGAUAAAGGCUGCAUUCUUUUAGGAGUGGGAAUAAGGCUUAGCUGCCGGGACCAGGAAUUUUCUGUAAAUUUUUUUCUAAGCAUUUCUUCUAAAACAUACAGCAUCAUUUACAAGCGCAUUCAAAAGGGCGAGAAGAAAAUGGUGAAUUGUGAGGAGAGUGAACCAUCCAAACAAAAUGGAAAGGCAAUGUGACAAAAAUCAUAACUGUUCCAAAUUUUAUCAUAGAUUAGAAACGCUGCCUUGAGAAACCACUAGGUCUGUAUGCAUACUGAGGCACAGGGUCCAAGGGGACAAUGACUUGAAAGAGAAAUAAAAAAUACACAUCUUUUUUCUCAGGUAUCGAUCAGUUUGGCGAACCCGUCCAUGGAAGUAUGUACAAAGGCCUCUGGUCUAAUAGUCCGAAGGAAGUUAAUGAGUUUCCUGACUACACUUUUGAAGAACAUUACAAAAAGCCAAUUCCAUCUUUUCCACCGAGAGAGGUUCUCUAUGAUUAUCUGAAAGGUGCGUAUUUUUCUUAUCUCAACGACUUACCUGCUGGUUAGCUCUCCGAUCGCGUUUUUUUGUUGUUGCUGUUGUUGUGAUUGGUUUCCUCAAUUUCGUGAUAAAAAGAAAACUAUACAGUGAUUGUAGACGAGUGACGUAUAGCUUGACAAAUUGAAAAACACCGGAGCAGUUUUCAAUUGCUUGUCGAAAUACCAAAACCAGAGUUAUCACGAAAGCCAAUCAGGUGAAAGGUUUCCUUUAUAUUCAGCCAGAAACUGGCAAUCUGCUAAAGAGCGGGAAAACGCGGGUGUCCAAGUCACGAAUGGGUUUGAUCUUCGUCUGAUUGAUGGCACAGAACGAAGUAAAGGCAGAACCAAACUUAUCCAGGAUUAUUUUCGAAACUUGAUUGAUAAUUGCUCCACUGGUACGUAGCUUAACAAUGACAGCGUUUCUCUUUAAUCUUCAAUCAGGUCGUUGGACCAAAGGCGAUCUUCGCCAUUUGAUUCAUUUCAACCAUGUCGUCCGCCAAGUGACCUACAAUGAUAACACUGACGACUUUUCAGUUGUUGUCAAAAGCCUUGUCGAGGACAAAGACAUUCCUGUUCAGAAGUUUAACUACCUUAUCGUGGCGACCGGUCACUUUUCUGUGCCGAGCGUUCCCUCUUUUCCAGGGAUUCAAGAGUUUCCUGGCCGCGUGAUGCACUCGCACGACUUCCGAAAUGCCUAUCAGUUCCAGGGACAGACGAUCCUUAUAGUUGGCUCCAGCCAUUCCGCUGAGGAUAUCGCUUUGCAAAACCUCAAAUAUGGCGCCAAGAAGAUCAUUUGUUCCUAUAAGACCAGACCGAUGGGCUUCAAGUGGCCCCCUGAGAUCACUGAGAGACCAAUGCUAACCAAUAUCGAAGACAAAACUGUCCACUUCAAGGAUGGUACCACUGCCGAUGUGGACGCCAUCAUUUUGUGCACCGGCUACUACUUUCACUUUCCAUUCCUUGAAGAGCGCCUCCGACUGAAGACCAGGAAUAUCUUGUACCCUGCCGGGAUGUACAAGAAUGUACUGUGGACUGAGGCUGGCAACAACAAGUUUUUCUACAUUGGAAUGCAAAACCAGGUCUACAGCUUCACCAUGUUCGACGCGCAAGCCAAGUGGACCGUGAAUUGUAUAACAGGGGAGCUCAAACUUCCUGACAAGGAAGCUAUGGAGGAGGAUAUAGCGAAAUGGAUCGCAAAGUAAUAAGUUAUGGAUCAAUUUUCCCUGGUUUGUUGAAUGAAUUAUGCAAAAUUCCUUUUUCGGUUUUGCCCCACCUUGAUUGCUUUAGAAAACUAGCGUCAUCCUUCAAAAUAAUCAAAGGAAACUAAAAGAAAUCGCGACUUGUAUUUUAGAUUCAAAGCUCAUCGCUCACUCGCAUUUUCUUGCCAUUAACCCUUUAACUCCCAUGAGUGACCAAGACAGAAUUUCUCCUUACAAUAUCAAUAAAACACCAACCAGAUAAGAGAUGAGAAUUAUAGAAAGAUAUCAAUUUGGGGAUAAUUAGGUGAUUCAAUACUUAAUUCUCUGAACUAACAUUAUAAGAAUUGUAUGGUUGACAGUAAGGAGACUUGCAAAUUUAAUCUGAGAGUUAAAGGUUUAGGCCAGUUUACGCGAUUUUGCUUUGAGUUUUCACUUGCCACUUUCCCCUUUGAUACUUUGAUUCUAAUGUUACAACAACCACAAUCAAUUAGAAUGCGCUCAAUAAGCCUUCAUCUUCUAACUUUAAAAAAUACUUCGUCGCUGUUUAAAUGAAAUGAAAUCCACAACGUGUAAAUAUUUGACAAUCUUGGAUCACAAUUUUCUUUCUUUUUAGUUACUGGCUGUAAACUUAAAAUAAAAAAAUUCAUUCGAGCAAGAGUGACCACGUAACGGAUCAGUUACAGAACAUGUCAAGAAAACGUGGUUGAGUGGAAAUAAACGUUGCCCACCCUCCCCAAAAAACAAAAUAUAAAAAGCCCCAAUAACAAAAACAUUUGUCCAUCUGGGAUCCGCCACUCUACCAUUCACUCACCAUAUUUUAUUUUCUCCAUUUAUUUAUUCCUUCAUUUAUCUAUUUAUUCUCAUUUCCCAUUAUUUUAGAAUGGAUGAAGUGAAGGACUAUCACGGUGCCGUAGACUUUCAGACUGAAUACUUAGUCGAUAUCGCCAAGGAUGCAGAGUACGGAUAUGACCUGGACACCACCCAGCAGUUCUAUGACUGGCAACAACACAAACGUGAGAACAUCCUCACUUACAGAGAUCGAAGCCACGCAAGCAAGUUUACUGGAACCCAGUCUCCAAUUCACCACUCUACAUUUAUGGAAGCCCUUGAUGACUCGAUGGCGACUUUUCUGAACGCAUCUGAGCCCUAGAGUACUACUUGACUGGAAACAAGUUAAGCGACUCUGAAGUGAUUCUUGCACUGGUGUGGUUGUUAAAAGUGCCAAGGACUGUAGAACCAUAGGGAAAAGAUUAUGUUGUAGUAGAAACACGUUUCAUUCCUAAAACAGUUUUUGUCAUCAUAACUAUACUAAGUUAGUAGGUGUGGGUACUGAUAUCAAAUAUUUUGUUUGAGUAGCGUGCAAAGUCUUAAUCUUUGUCUAUAUCCUCGUUUCAAUAUUACAGCCACAAAACGGAGACAAAACAACUCUUAAGAAUCUGUGUUAAUGGAUAUUUCCCAGUUUCGAGCUUGAAGAUUAAGGUUUGAGAAAAGUAGCAUUAGAUCUCCUACUCUAGCCAUUGAGAAGUGGAGGUUAACUUUAAGAACGAUUUUACGAGUUGAUGCGACUUAAACAGUG
Molecule: messenger RNA, 3609 nt
Organism: Pocillopora meandrina
Lineage: Eukaryota; Metazoa; Cnidaria; Anthozoa; Scleractinia; Pocilloporidae
Source: the annotation of a GenBank genome assembly